This is a messenger RNA of Nilaparvata lugens (brown planthopper), 1981 nucleotides long. It is a transcript of the gene TBCC, whose product is annotated as tubulin-specific chaperone C. The coding region runs from base 664 to 1680 and encodes 338 amino acids. The transcript is spliced from 4 exons. Gene Ontology annotation, biological process: post-chaperonin tubulin folding pathway; tubulin complex assembly. NCBI's taxonomy places the organism in Eukaryota, Metazoa, Arthropoda, Insecta, Hemiptera, Delphacidae. Gene Ontology annotation, molecular function: tubulin binding. The record is from RefSeq and is a predicted model, not a curated record. Gene Ontology annotation, cellular component: cytoplasm.
GACUACGUCUAUGUCCCAUCACCACAAAAAACAAAAUUGACUCAUUUUCUUGGUUUCUCUGAUUACAGUGAUUGAGGUUAUCAAUUCUUUGGAAUGAGAUUUUCAUGAAAUGUUAAGAAAAUAUCCAGUGUCUCCGUUUAAAAAGUUGAAAAAAUUAUUUAUUGGAGGUGCAAAAAUAAUUUUUAUAGCGGAAGCAACAAGUUUUCUUGUAUCGUUUGGAGUUUGGUAUAAACUCAAUCAUUCUCAAGAUUUCAGGCUGAAAGCGCACAAGAACUGCAACUAUAUCUUGGAAGCUUAUUAUACAUUUGGCGAGCAACUAUCUGACGAAAAUAAAGUGAUUCGUAUUAACGAUUUGGAGACUUGGAAAGCCAACGGAGAAAUCUAAUUCGAAGCGAUGAGAUUUUACCUUAUGCCCACAUUGUUCGCCGUUUCCUGUGUUCUGUCGGUGGGUGCCGGCUUUGCUCUUGUCUAUAUUUUGGAUGACGGCACACCAUCCUACGAAGAGAUAGCAAAAAACAGAAAAGAAACGGAUGAUGAGAGAAAGAAAGUUGAAAAAAUGAUGGAAAUUAUUAAGAGAGCUGGAGGUAUUAAAGAUAAAUAGAAAAGAGAAGUUUAUUUUUGGGAUUCCAGUUAUUAGAUAGAUAGUAAAUAUAUGUAAUUAAAAUGGAUGAUCCGUCUGAUAGUUAUAAGCAGAUCCCAGAAUCAAUAUUGAAGAGGAAUGCCGAACGUCAGCAGUUGAUUGAUAAAAGAAAAGAAGAAAAAUUGGAAAUAGGAGGCACACAGCAACAGAUCAAUUACUUCAUGGAAACUUUCAGCAAGAAACGAACUGAAAUAAAUGAUGCUCUGAGUUCAAUUGAAAAUGGUGAUGUUGAAAAACAAAAUUUUGCCGAUUUGUUAGAUAAAUUAUCGAAAGAACUACAAAUUUUGAAUAGGUUUUUAACAACGGCAACUGUUUAUCUUAGAGUGUAUGAUAUUAGAAAGUGUAAGCAACUUUUAGAUGAUACCCAGUUACGUUUACAGCAAGUAGAAGAAAAGUCGUUACCUAAGAAAAAGUUCGGUUUCAAAUCGAAAAAGCAUCAGAAAACUUUGGACAAGGAAAGUGAGAUUAUGAAAUGCGAUGUGGUGGACGGAGAGUUGAAGAGGCCAGAAUGGUGGAAGACCGACAAUUGUUCGCCGGGCUUCACUGGCAGGAGAAAGGAAUCGCUAAAUAUGAGUGAGAAUGAGUUGGCUGGGAAAGAUGUAGUGAUUUCUGACAUAGAGGACUGUACAAUCACGCUGCUUGGAAGCCCAUCAACGCUGCAUGUGACGGGGCUGAAAGGUGGUAGGGUGCUGUGUGGCCCGGUGGCGACGUCCGUGUUCGUUGAGAACUGCAGCGACUGCACGCUGGUGUUCGCUUGCCAGCAGUUGCGCGUGCACAGCACGCAGAACGCGCGCUUCUACUUGCACGUGACUAGCCGCGCCAUCAUCGAGGACGCUGUGGGUAUUGGCGUGGCGCCGUUCAACCUCAGCUAUGAUGGCCUUGACGCGCACUUCAAGCAGGCAGGCCUGGAUCGCGCACGCAACAAUUGGGACGCUGUCGAUGACUUCAACUGGCUGGCUAGCGACUCGCCCUCGCCAAACUGGGCCGUCAUCGCAGACAACGAUCGAGUGAUCGAUUGGAAUCUCGAGUCAAGCAUGUGAGUUUGCAUAAAACUUUGCCCAACUGAUCCGUUAUCGAAGACAAAGGUGGAAUGCUUGAUUGGAAUCUCGAUUGAAGCAUGUGAAUUAGCAGAAAACGUCGCCCAAUUAGUCAGUCAUCGCAGACAAUAAUCGUGUGAUCGAUUAGAAUCUUGAUUCAAGCAUGUGAGUUAGCAGAAAACUUCUAACACUAAAUUUCUGUAUUAUAACGUUGUAAUUGUCAAUCGCUUAUGUAGUUGAUCAGCUCUAUAACACCUAUAUCAUGUAAUUGAUUCUGAAAUACAAGUUAAAAUUUAGAAACUAA